AUGCCCAUCUGUGAUGACGUUGAUGUGUCUUGUCUGGCAGAUAUGACGGUCGGAUACGUUGGAGCUGACCUCUAUGCACUCUGCAGAGAGGCUGCUAUGCUUGCUGUGCUACACUACCAUCAGGUAAAACCAAUGUGAAAGCUCUUAUAUUUCAUAAAUCACAUCCCCAGAGUUGGGUUUCUCAACAUUAUGUACAAACAUCACACAUAUUGAAAGAAUGCAUGUAGCUUAAUUACAUUCUAGCACCCAGAGAUCUAAAGAUUAGGAAGUAAUCUAGGAGAGACUACACCACAAAUACAUCAGUUUUUUAGAUUGUCAGGCCAUUGAAGUGGUUCUCCUGGGCACUUAUAGCCCACUUCCUUUCACAACGCCAGAUAAUAGAGAAAUUGCACUUUUCACAAAAUGUGAUGGAUGACAGUAAUCGGUUUAGAGUGCUUGGUUAACCUCCCCAUUAUUGUGCUGGAUAUUCUGGAUCAGCAGUGUGUCUGUCCUAAUUUUUACCGCUUUUGGCCCUUUAGCCUUGUGUUCAUUCUACAAUUUCCCCUUUCUCUAUAAGUGUGUGUUUAUAUGUGUAAUAUAUACACACAUACACACUCAACACUCUGGAGUCUUUCUGCAAUAAAUUUCAUCUGGUGCUCUCUCACUGGUAUCGUGAUACAAUUUGUUGGAGACAGGGAGCAUCGAAAAGCUGGGGACCUGGGAGAGAUGUGUGUGUGUAUAUACACACAUAUAUAUAUUUUCUAAAAGGAGAAAUAGUGGUUUCUUUCGACACCUUAUAUGUAGACAUAACGCUAAUAUUAAAUGGGAAUGAAAUAUUUAAAAACUAUUUUAAACUAUUUUUCUCAGUUUUACAUUUAAUCGCUUGUACACACCAAGUGCAAAUAAAGAAAAACAAACUCAAACUAGAUUCACUAAUUAAUCCUAAUUGUUAAAAUGCCCAAUGUGUCUAUAAUUUCAUACAUUUUAAGACAUUCUGAAAGGAGUAAACGGUUUCAAAGCUAAAACUUUGUAAAAUCUAUGCUGAUAUUACAACUUUGCAAUAAUAGAAUCCAAAACCGGUAAUGUACAAAGUGUGUGUGUGUGUGUAUAUAUAUAUAUAUAUAUAUAUAUAUAUAUAUAUAUAUAUUCUCCAAGCUGUUUAACCAAGAGCAUUUUCAUCUAACCAUUUUAUCACAAACCUAGGUCAAAUUUGUUGUUCAUAUUUUCAGUAGUUUUUUCCGCCAUGUAGUAUUUUGUAUAAAUUCACAGACCACACUUGUUCCACUACUGCAAACACUCAAUGUUUGUAUCCUGCUACUGUUCUCAAGUACAGUGAUACCCUUACAUGUGUAUACUUUUACCCAAAUCCUGAUCCUAACCCUAUAUUAGAGACGCAUCAGAUACCACACUCACCAAGCAACCCAGGUGCUCUGAAACCAGGGCUGGCCAGGCCUCCUUCAAGAAAUGCAAAAUGUUAAACGGGUUCAGGCAGGAUAACAAAAAUAGUAGCUUUAUUGGGGCAAAAACAGCAACGCUUCAAGCUUGAUAAAGACCGGUAGGGUCAAAUGUUGCUGUUUUGCUCCAAUAAAGCUACUAUUUUUUUUUGUUAUCCCGGAGUGCCUGAACCGCUUUAUUUUACCUAAUCCUAAUAUUAUCCCCCAUUCAACCUAUAAUCCUACCCAUAAUCUAACACCUUUUCCUACCUAUAACCCUAGUCCUAAUAUCACCCUCUAACCCAUUCCAUGUGUCAACCUCCUAGCUUCCACAGUAAAGAGGGAAACUCACUUUGUUUAUGCAUGUGCCUUUACAUCCUUACUGAAACACCAACAUCUAAUGUUUAUACUUCAUUUAUUGCAAAUUGUGUUUAAUUUAGAAUGUCUUCUCUCCGCACAGUUAAUAGCUUGUUGGUUGCAGCAGGAGCCUCCUGUAUGUGCAGUGCAGAUGAUUAAAAACUUCUAAAGUAAGUUAGCAUCUGAUUGGAAAUGAAACCAUUUUUUUUUUUCCAUGCAGGCUACAUCAGUAACGGCUAGGGAAGGUCUGCGUACCAAAAACAGAAGUGAUUUAACUCCUAAAUGAGAUGAAUUGAGCAGUGAGACUUCAGAGGCAUGAUCUGUACACCCAUACUGCUUCAUUAAGAUAGUUUUUUAGGUGACCAUAGUGUCCCUUUAAAGGGCUAUGUGCAACCCUCUCUUGAGUGCUGCCUAUAACUCUGGGGCCACUAAUUGUGGCUCAAGCUGACAGGGGACCCACAGUCUGGGACGACAGUCAUGUAGGCAAACAAGGUAUUUGCUUUGGGCGGCAUUUCCCAGGGUAGCAAAAACGCUGCCCUCAAAUGCCAAAUGCCUUGUUAGCCUGGGCGCACAGUCCAAGCAGAAAAGCGGUUGUCCAGCUAAAAAAAUGACGCUAGAGUUCCUCGCUCCGCAUCAUUCUGUGGCGCAAGGUAGCUGAGCAGAGCUCAAUCACCCGUGUGCUCCCUAGCUCCACCCCCAGAUUUUUAUCGACAACCGCCUCCCUUCCGUGAAAGUCCACUAGGAAAGAAAAUCCACUCAGCACCCCCAAAAGGUAGGGAGGCUGGGUGGAUUUAAACUAGAAAAAAUAAAAGUAAUCUGUUAAUGUUUGGGGAGGGAGGGUAGCUCUCAGUGUAUGUAUGUCUGAGUGAUUGUGUAUGUGAGUGAUUGUGUGUAUGUCUGUCAGUGUGUGUGUGUGUGUGUGUCUGGCUGUCAGUGUGUGUAUGUAUGGCUGUCAGUGUGUAUGUGAGGGAUUGUGUAUGUAUGGCUGUCAGUGUGUGUGUGUGUGUAUGUAUGGCUGUCAGUGUGUAUGUGAGGGAUUGUGUGUGUGUAUAUAUAUGCCGUAGUUUGUCAGUGUAUAUGAAAGUGUGCAUCUGUCAGUGAGUGAGCCCUGUCAAAGUGCGGCCUUGACAGGAAGGGGUGGGGGAAAACUUAAAUUGGGGUGGGGGUGCCCAAGCACCGUCCUGUCUAGGGCAGCCCAAAUCCUAAAUACACCACUGCCUACAGGCAUAUGUGAUGCUUUGGGUGAUAGAAACACUGCAGCUGAGCAAGCUGGUACAGCAGAUACUUUAACUGCGGGACUGACUAUGCCGCCACUCGGCCAUUAAAGUCCUACACAGAUGAUUAAUUAUCGAUAGGUAACCUUUACACUCUAGAUGGUUUUGGACUACAUUUCCCAUAAUGCUCUUACAGCCAUAAUGCUGACAAAGCAUCAUGGGAGGAUGUAGUCCACAACAUCUGGGGUGCCGAAAGUUGCCUAUCCCGAUAGACCGUCGUGGUUAAAAUAUGACAUAACAUUUUAUCUAUAAAUAUGCUAGCAUUUUGGCUAUCACAAACAAUAGAUUCAUUUUUAUUGUCCAUAAUGUGCAACCAUGUAUUUUUUGGAUUACUGUAAUAAAUUUAUUGGAGUACUCAUUUGUGCUCGCCUUAUGUGUUUUAGGAUUGUGAAAACGACAGGAUCAGCAAAGUACAUUUUUAUGAAGCAUUUAAAAAAAUCCGUCCUUCUUCCGCUCGGAGUUCUAUUGGGCAGGUGGAAUUUAAACCAGUUUACUGGGAAGAAAUUGGUGGACUUGAUGACCUCAAAGUAUUGUUGAAACAGGUGGAAGAUUUUACUUGUUUAUAAAACAGCAACAUAUUUUACAGCACUGUGUCAAAAGUCAAAUUAGUUAAAAAAAAAAAAAAAAAAAAUAUGUCUUACAAUAAUUUUUUUUAACUGGGAUCCUUUUCAUGAAAAAAAAAAAAAUUGUAUAACCUAUAAAUUAGCUAAAUUAAUAUAUUCUUUUUCUGUGAAAUUUAUGUUUCAAAUUUUUAGUAAUGAGAAUGUAAUUCUGAGACGUUCCUUUCAUUAUAGGGCCUCCUUUGAUGUCCGGAGGUAGGGUUAUAUCAGUGCCAAUCGUUGCAAAUCACUGCUGUUAUGCGCCACUUUGGCUGGGAAGGCAGUGUACUAUACUUACUAUUAACUUGCAGUGAUGUAAAGUUGUUAUGGUGCAUAACUGCAAAGGAAAUUGUGCAUAGAGCACCCUCCACUCCGUGAGCUUAGAGUGAUUUUUAGAACACAAAACAUGCUUCAGUUUAAAGUCUGGUGGUGUCUUCAUGCUACUCACACAAUCUUUUCUGAAAACUUACUCUCUCUGAUAAGGAGAAAGAACAGAGCCUCAGACCAUUCAUAGGUGGACUACAGCUGCAAGACCUAACAAAUAUUGUAUUAAGUAAAAUAACACUUCUAUUUAUUUUCUUUAUAUUUAUUUAUUUUUGCAUUCUUUAAAUUCAUUGAAAUGCAUUUUAAAAAAUAUUGGUCAUUUUUACUCCAUAGUUAUUCUGUAAUAAAAAGUACAUGAGUUUCUAGGUACUACUGCAUAAACCCAUAACAGUAGUGUUUGUGGAUGCAUCUUAUGGCUGAUAUUUACCUAAAAAUCUGGUCGGAAAUAUUUCUACAUGCUCCAAUAUAGCUUAUAUUAAUUUGGAUAAAUAAUCAUUUGAUUUUGUGUAUACUGAACUAUUAACAAAUCCUCAAUUACAUUUAAUGAAAUAUGUAUUAAUGUAAUUUCUUAAGGGACACUAUAGGUAGCCAGACCUCUUCAGCUCAUUGAAGUUGUCUACGUGCACUGUCCCUGUCCCAUUUAGUCUUGCAAUGUAAACAUUGCAGCCUCUUGUGGCUGUCUGUAGAGGCACUUCCAGGAGUUCCAAAGCCGGGUCGUCUAACUGACUCUGGAAAUCCUGAAAACCUAUAGGGAUGACCUAAUGUGCUCGCCACACAUGGGCGUUAGAUCCCGUCACAUAAUGAUGGAGGAGACUAAGUGCCAACCCAGCACAGAUGAACAUCAGCGCUGGAAUCCGUUGAGUAACUAAAGUUGUUUUUUUAACCCUUUAUGUACUGCAGGGGGGAAAGUGGGGACGGACCAGAGGGCAGUACAGUACAGUGUUAGGAAUACAAACUUGUAUUCCUAACACUAUAGAAUCCCUUUAAAUCCUGAAUUAUUAUCAUCCUUCUACCGUUUCCUCCAAUUUUUUCCUUAUUUUGUUUAGGAGAAUCUCUGCCUGUUAAUGGUAUGUUUUGUGUUUUCAGAGCAUUGAAUGGCCUUUGAAAUACCCUGAUGCGUUUAUCCGAAUGGGGCUAACAUUGCCUAAAGGAGUGCUACUUUAUGGACCACCAGGAUGUGCCAAAACCACGCUGGUGAAAGCUGUGGCCACUAGCUGUCAUUGCUCUUUCCUUUCCGUCAGCGGUGCUGAUCUUUUCUCGCCAUACGUUGGAGACUCGGAAAAGAUUUUAGCGCAGGUGAAUUUAUCUUUACCAACAGUGUUAUUCAGCAAAGUGAGAAGUGUCCGGAAUUCAAUGUUAUGUUCAUAAUGAUUGAACUGGAAAAUUGCUCAAAGUUAGCUAUUUUUGCAGUUUGGCUAUUUUGGCCUUAAAGAGACAAUGUAACUUUAGGAAUACAAACCUAUCCUGGUGCUUGAUUCGUUUUGACCCCCUCCAUUUGGUGUAAAAACCUUGAAAGGGUUUUAAUUUACCUUUAUUUCUGCGCCAAGGCUCCCUUUGCAAUUGCUACCCGUGCCUUCUCCCACAAAGUCAUCCGAAUAUCUCUGCGAUGACCAAUUCAAUGCUCAAAAAUUCUAUAGCUUACAUCUGAGCAUAUUUUAGCUUUAGUUAAACUUCUCCAGUAUAUGUAUGAAUCCAUCUAACUUUGGAUGUCACUGUAGGCUGAGAGCAUUCGGGCAGCUAAGUCAGCAUUCUCAGCACAUCAUAGGCAGCCAGGAUUGGUGGGAUUCCUAUGGAUAGUGUAGAACGGCAAUGUCUGAUUAUCUGCGUGACUGCAGAGAGCCCUACUGAAAUGGAGUGACGGGAAACCAGAAGACUGAAUACCAAUAUAAUCAUAGCACCAUAACCACUCAAGUGGGGUGCAGUGCGUAUAGUGCUUUAAGCAGAGCUUGAGAAAUUCGCCUAUUUUUUUUUUUUUUUAAAUGUAUUAGUUGACUCUGAAGGGAUAGAUACUCUUAUAAAAUUGUAUUAUAACUUGGGCAACAUGGCUGAUAUUCUUAUAAUAAAUAUGGCUUGGCUCCUACGUUUACCAGGCACUGGCUUAAUGUCCUUAGUAGCCUUUACUACUCUGGUUUAGGCAUGACAUUAGCCAUAUUUGUCAGUCGACAUCUUGCCCAUGUACAAUUAUUACAUAUUACAAUCUGCCAUCCAAACACCAACACUUACUAAUAAGGUGGAGAGAAGAAACUGCACCUUGUGCCACAGCCACCAAGAGCUAAUAUCUUGUUGAGUGGAUGAGAAGUUUUGUCCUAGAUAAUCGUAAUUAACCACUCUUACUUGGAAGGGAAGGUAAUAUGCUGUCCCUCACAGUAUGAUUUUUUGGUUUCUGCUUAGAUUUAGUCCAUAUAGAUAUGUUUAUGAAUUCCAAGUGUGCAAACUUUAAGAUCCACAGUAAUAACAACACAUAAUACCUGGAUAUGAUGAGAAAGAAUGCUAGAGUAUUAGUCACCUAGAAAUGCUGCUUUCUUGCUAUUUUUGGUUAUGUAUUGUCUGAGACAAAAUUGUUCAAUGUUAUAAUAUUGAAUAUAUAUAUUAUUGUUUUGACAAAAUCACCAGCAGUUGUAUAGAUUAAAAGAUAUUGUAUGCUUAAAAAAACCCAACAACUUUCACUUCUAGAGAAGUAGCGGUUCGUCAGCCCUUAACCCUAGUAAACACUACUAUAGCCUUCCUCUUUGUGGGAAACUUUGCAGCCUUUUUUAAAAAAACUUUUAUUUUGGAACUCACUACAUGUAAUUAGACUGUCAGUUCUGUGCCAGGCAUUGUGGCAGAGAAAACCUGUGAACAUUCUUAUUGCUAUUAGAAAGGAAAGCUCAAGAUUUUUUAAAUAGUCCCGACAUAACAGUCACAACAGUAGCUUUAAAAUUGGGCACACAUAUAGAAAUUACAUUUUAGGUAGCUGCUGAUACAUUUCUGGACAUAUCAUAUACAAAGUGUAUACAUAGUCAAUAGUCCAUGGCUAAUAAGAAUCUUAUUUAAUGCAAAAAUAUAUAUAUUUUAUUACACUUUAAUUGCAGGGCUUUUUGAUGUCUGCUAUUUUCCUCCAAAUUCUAAUGACUCUCUGUAUAUACAGGUGUUUAGGAACGCAAGAGCUAGCACUCCAGCCAUUGUAUUCCUUGAUGAGAUUGAUGCCAUUGUGGGGUCACGUUCGUCCAGCGGUUCUGGCUCCGGUGUCCAGGAAAGAAUUUUGUCUGUUCUGCUUAAUGAGUUGGACGGUAUUGGAUUAAAGACCACUGAACGAAGGGGCACUAAAGUACUGCUCGAAGGCACUGGAAACUGCCAGGAUGAUAAGGUAAUGUUGAUAAUCCCUGUCCAUUACUUAUAGGAGAGAGGAAAACUUUCCUGGAUGUUAUUAAAUAUAAGAAGAAAAAAAAAAAAAAAAAAACUCAACUACAAGAUAUCUGAUAUUCUAAGACCUGUAUACACUAGGACGUGUUAAUUUUUAUGUUUGUGUCUGUGGGAUAACUUUGCAUACUUUAUUUUACAGUCUAAUUUAAAGGGUAAUUUAAAAAAAAAAUAAAAAAAUUUUUUUUGAUUGCCCUUUUAAGCAUUACAUACUUGGUCCUCCCCAUUAUGUUUCUCAAAAAAAAAAUUUAUAAAUUUAUCUUGAAUUCCCUUGCUGCCUUCAAUGCUCUGACAUCAUUGCUUCAAUCAAAUGCUGGACCGAUUUUCAGGCUGGGAGUGAGAGUGAGGUGGACAGAGGGACAGGAUCCAUGACAGAGGGGAAACAAACCAAAAAUCUGAAUGUGGGAGGGGUGGAGUGCACGAGGGAGGGGACAUACAACCUUCCCUUUGCAGGCCCCUUCCCAGUGCUGCAUGCAGGGGUAGAACCUUAUUAUGUGUCGCCUGUGCACUGACAUCAGAUCCCCGUGUGCACGUUUAAAAAAAGAAAAGAAAAACACUACCCUUUUCUCCAGUGCUGCCAUCUACUCCUCCUCGCAUGAUCAAUGUAGUAUGAGCAUGCACACAGGGACUGGGGCUCUGUCUGCCUCCAUGUCCAAAGCACUUCCAUUCCACAUCCCCAGAGCACCGUCCAAUAGAGGGGUACAGCAAAUCCAAAUCUCAAUAACAAAAAAAAAAAAAGCGGAGAGCUGGUGUGGGGAGGGGGGUUGCCAUCUUAUACUGCUCCGAUACCUCAGCUCAGGAAAACCUGACUUACUGCAAGAUACACGCGGUAUCCAGCUGCACAACUACCAGGCUACGCUGAUACCUUGAAUGCAUACCGCUCUUAAACGCUCCCUACGCUGUUGUAUUUCUAUCCUGACAAAUGACGACACUCUCCACUACUCACCACAUACAGUGGGACAUAUAGUUAACCAGAACCAACUUCACUACUCAGAUUACCCCCACCCCAAUCGGGGAGAGUAGCACCCUAUUUCGAAAUACUUCCUACCCUCGUACAUAGGUCAAAAUACAAUCUGCCUUGAAUGACUCUCAUGGGUUCUGUGACCUUUAAGGGCAGUGCAAUUAAAAGGCCACGCUUUUUAUUCAUUUUUUGGGGGGUCCGAGGUAAGGUAUAACCAGAUAAUAUGAACAACGUUUUGGCCUUGCCUAAAGGAUGAAGGACCAAUCCAAUGCACCUUAUGGAGGCACGUUGGGGACCGUAGGCCAUGCGCGGUACUUGUCGCACUCCGCCAUUGAACCUGUCAUAGAGAAUCGUUGAAAUUCUCUAUGGCAAUGAUUCUCUGUGGCAAGCUGUGAUAGCACUGCACAUGUACACAUCAUGUCAUGGUGUGCCUGGGUAUAAGAGCCAGUAACAAUCAUGGCUCUCAUAUCCAGGGGGCUCAGAUGUGAAGCUUGAAGCUGUGCUUCCAAGGCUUCAAAUAAUUAAAAUAUAAUGUUUUGUGAGCACUUAGUAGUUGGGAUCUACUGUGGCACUAGAACAACUUCAAUUAAAUGAAUUUGUUUUAGUGAGUCCUGCAUUUGUAUGUUGUACAAACACUGUUAAAAAAUGCAUAUGGUUGCAUAUGAUUAAUAAAGAAAAACAUAUUAAAAGUAGUGGUUUUGGUAUACAGAUUAUCCCUCUAAGUGAAUAAAAAAAAAAAAAAGUUAUAGAAUAAUGACUGUUGAUCUAUAUUUACAGAAACUAUGCUCUGUGUUUGCUACAUUGCCUAACAGCAAAACAAUUCUAAAGAAAUUUAGUUUUGUUACAGUUUAACACUUAAGGUAAGAAGGUAUUUUGUGGAAUCUAGGCACCAUAAGCACUUGAUUGACAUGAAAUGGUUUUGGUUCCUGGAGUCUCUCUUUAACUUAGCCUCUGAUUCUAUUAGUUUGUAGUCCUAGCAUUUUUGUUUAGCACAUAAUCCUAGCUAAGCCUUGCUCUAUGGAAGAACACUGCUUAUAUGACCAGAAAACAUACAUGUGACCGAACUCCUGUACUAUGACUUAGAAUAUCCACCUGGUUUGCUUCCUUGCUGCCACAGGGGAUUCUGGAGCGCUUCGCAGAAGCUUGAUAUUGGUCUCUGGAACUUUUCCACCCGACCAGGCUGCAGCUCCCUUCCAGGCAGGUAACCGUCCCCUCUGUCUAUUCCACUGCAUCCCUUCAUCCAGGCAGGUAUCCACCUCUUCCUGCACUGUGAUUGUUCUUGUCUUUAUAAAGACACAUGCGGCUCUCAGGCCUAGCUCUCUUUUUGCUCCUGGGCUAGAGGGAUCGUGCAGCCAGCCAACAGGUCCGAAGACUCUGUUACUGGGAUCCUUAAAAAUCUACACAGGACACAGUUUCAAAAGCAGCUUGCAUACAAAACUUUAUUUUUUAGUUGGGACUAGCCCAUAUGCUUAUUACACUUAGAUUGGCAAAUUCAAUAAAAUACAAAUAACCAAAUUAUAUCAGACAACAUACAGCAACUUAUAAUAACACAAUUACAUAUUUAUAAAAGGGUGGGGAAGACAAUAAUUAACACAAAAUAUCUCUCUUGCCUGCAGAAUUAGCAAUAUGCAAAACUUCCUGAAUAUGCAAAUUAAAGGGACACUAUAGUCACCAGUGCAACUACAUGUAUUCCUGACCCUAUAGUGUUAACACCACCAUUUAGCCCGCCUAGGCCCCUCAUGCCUCCAUAAAUAUAGUAAAAAUCUUACUGUAUUCAAGCCUGAAGCUGUAACUCUGCAUGCUGUUUGCCUAAAAAAAAAAAAAACAACAGAAUGCUGACAUCAUCAGAAGUGGUAGCCUGAUCCAAUCACAAUGCUUUCCCAUAGGAUUGGCUGAGACUGACAAAGGGGCAGAGCCAGCAUGAUUCAAACACAGCCCUGGCCAAUCAGCAUUUCCUCAUAGAGAUGAAUUGAAUCAAUGAAUCUCUAUAAGGAAAGUUCACUGUCUGCAUACAAUGCCCGUGCACAGCAGAUCUGAGUGGAUGGAGGCAUAUUAUGCUUCCAUCAACUCCAAAGUCUCUCUGGUUCACUGAGUGACUGCAACUGGAGGUGUUCCUAGCUUUCAAUGUAAACACUGUAUGCAAGUGUCUGUAUGAAACCCCAGGAGGUGAUGACUAAUCCGAAUACAAUCAAAAGCUAGGGAGCGUUUGCAAAUCCAAUCAUCCUGUCAAAGUGCUGGAUAUCUCAGAAACACUAUUGGACUUGUUGCUACUUAUUACUGGCUAGCUGCGACUCUCAAGUGCCUGUCACUACUUUUAGAGAGUAGCGACUGCUCAGUGACUGCAGAAUUUCACAAUUCGAGACGGGGAGCUACAGGCGGGACUGCUGCUACUAAAAGCCAGUUGCUAAGUAGUAGCUAAGCGCUUCUGUUUUUUUUUUUCAUUCAUUAAACAUAAAUGUAUUUUUCCCAGCUCACCUGAGAGCCCCUUGGACAUUUAGUUGGUAAAUCUUAUUUAAUCACUUAGUGAGAGACUGACAGGACAAACAACAUUCUAUGCGCCAAAAGCACAUUUCUUCCAAACAAAAUAAAAUGCAAGGCAUUCUUUGUUGUCUAAUUGGAUUAAAGUAUUAAAGUGGAAUAAAAUGAAUGUUGGCUUCAGAAAGCUAUCUACUGUCUUAACCCACUCAAAUUAAAGCUGCCAUAGUUUAUUAGUAUUAAAAAUAAAACACUGUGGAGAAAGUUUAUCAAAGUAAAAAUGGGUUUCUUUCCUAGGCCAGUUUAGUGAACAGCCAAUCAACAGCUUCACUAGCGGCACUCUGUGCUUCCUGAAUUCACAUGCUGGAUGCCGUCUGGGGGGGGAGUGGACAUCGCUGCUUGAGGCAACUUUGGGGUUAAACCAUUUCGAGAACAAUUUAACUUCUUGAAGUAAGAGUGCCUCUAAGGGGCCUCCUGGCACCAUAAUUAGACAGAGCAAAUGUAAGCCAGGAAAUGCACUGAGAUGAUGGCUUUAUAUGUAUAUACUGCACAAUUAGACACACUGAGGCUAUAGUGCAUUUUAUCUUUUUUAGUUUGAAUAAUAACACAAAAAUACACCGUAUUCCUGUAAUAUUGUAAAUAAGCAUCAGAUUGUGUGAGAAUUAUGUAUCUAAUGUGUCACUGAACCCCUAUGCAAAUAUGAUGAAAUACCAAAUGUACAUAAGCAAUGCAGUAUUUCAUGCUUAUUAUGACAUAUGAGAGCAUAUUUAUACUUAUCAAUUAACCAUAUUAGAGUGUUGUACAUAAAAAAUAAAAGCAAAACCACAAUAGUAGGCCAGAUCAAUAAAAUAAUUAUAACAAUGUAUUAUGUUGCAUAAAACUUUAAAAUAAACUAUAACUCAAGAAUAGUAACUCAAGAUAAUUUGGAUGUCUGCUUCUGAGGAUAAAAAAUAAAAACUCUGCAGCUGCCAUAUAACUUCUUGUGGUGCAAGCUAGCCAAGAUCGGCUCUUGGCUAAUAUUUCCACUAGAUAAUCAAAUUCCUCCAAAUAUACGACUCAGGACUUACCUCCCUAUGACCUCCGAUAUGACAGAAACACCUCUCAGUAAACCCAGGACAGUACAGUGAAAACGCCAUUCAAUUCACAGGCAACAGCUCUGGACAUUCCUGCAGUCAGCAUGCCAAUUGCAAGCUCCCUCAAAAUUUGUGGCAUUGUGCUGUGUGAUAAAACUGCACAUAUUAGAGUGGCCUUUUAUUGUGGCCAGCCUAAGGCACACCUGUGCAAUACUCAUGCUGUCUAAUCAGCAUCUUGAUAUGCUACACCUGUGAGGUGGUUGGAUUAUCUCGGCAAAGGAGAAGUGCUCACUAACACAGAUUUAGACUUGGAUUUAGAUUUGUGAACAAUAUUUGAGAGAAAUAGGGCUUUUGUGUACAUAGAAAACGUCUUAGAUUUUUAGUUCAGCUCAUGAAAAAUGGGGGCCAAAAAAAAAAGUGUUGAGUUUAUAAUUUUGUUCAGUGUGUGUGUGUGUGUGUGUGUGUGUGUAUAUAUAUCUAUAUCUAUAUCUAUAUAUAUAUAUAUAUAUAUAUAUAUAUAUAUAUAUCCAAAAGUACAAGAUAGCACUCCAGGGACUUCCAAGUAGAAUGAAUAAAACGUAGCUUUUAUUAGCUCAAAAUAAAAAUCAACGUUCAGACAGGAAGGUGGCGUGCAUUACUAUUUUUAUUUUUGUUUUUUAUAUAUAUAUAUAUAUAUAUAUAUAUAUACACACACACACACAGUAUCUCAGAAAAGUGAGUACACCCCUCACAUUUUUGUAAAUAUUUUAUUAUAUUUUUUCAUGUGACAACACUGAAGAAAUGACACUGCUACAAUGUAAAGUAGUAAGUGUGCAGCCUGUAUAACAGUGUAAAUUUGCUGUCCACUCAAAAUAACUCAACACACAGCCCUUUAAUGUCUAAACCGUCUGCGAGGACAGCAAAUUUACAAUGUAAUACAGGCUGCACACUUACUACUUUACAUUGUAGCAGAGUGUCAUUUCUUCAGUGUUGUCACAUGAAAAGAUAUAAUAAAAUAUUUACAAAAAUGUGAGGGGUGUACUUCUGAGAUACUGUAAUAUAUAAAUAUUAUAGUAUACAUUUUGGCAACAACUUUAUACGAUAAGAAUAAUAUACAAAAAUUUGUAUUUACAUCGACUCACAUAUACACAACUGUCCAUGGCUAUAAUGUUAUAUGUUUGUAGACGGACAUAUACCGCACAUUCAGUCAGUCCAUAGGAAAGCAUUCUCAAUGAUUUCCUAUGGACGCUGGCGUCUUCUCACUGUGAAAAUCACAGUGAGAAGCGCUGAAGCGCCUCUAGUGGCUGUCAAUGAGACAGCCACUAGAGGCUGGAUUAACCCAUAUGUAAACAUAGCAGUUUCUCUGAAACUGCUAUGUUUACAGCAGGCAGGACUAACCCUAGAGGGACCUGGCACCCAGACCACUUCAUUAAGCUGAAUUUUUAGUGGUCCUUUAAAGGAACAAUAGAGGGUCAGGAACACAAAUGUAUUCCUAGCCUUAUUUUGGUAAAAACAUAUGUAGGUUCCCUGGCCCCCUCUUGCCCCCCUUAAGGCGUACUAUGCCGCCCUGCACACUAUGGGCUUAAACACUGUUAGGGUGGCAUGGUUCACUCUAAUUCUCGUUGUUCCCCUGCUGCCAGUCCGGCCCUCACUGUCUGCAGCUCUGCCUGACAUCUCAGGCAGUCCCCCUAAAGUGGCACAACUUUUCAUAUGCCGAGUAAAAAAAACAAAAGAAAAUAAAAGUUGAUCUUAUGUUAAAGGUUGUAAUGUAUGGACAUCUUUGCAUGUUUAGUGUUAAAAAUAAAAGCAAUAUUAUGCAAAACAAACAUUCUUAUACCACCAUAUGGCACAGCUUUUCAUAUACAAAAACAUUAAAAAAAAAAUUCUAAAUGAUUUUGUCUAUAACGGAAACUCCUUUAUAUGCUCGUACACCGCAACCGGUUUUAUGCUGCUAAGAUUUUAAUUUAAAACACUAUGGCAAAACUUUAAAAAAAAGCACAUGUAUGCUUUGCAAAAACAUAAUUCUUAGUGACUCUCUCUCCCCUUCACCACACAGCACAUUUGGGCAGAGUAGACACCGGUCAUCCGUGUAAGCAUGUGCAUUAGCGCACAGCCGGCUUGCUCCUGGCAUACCCCCUGCUUAGUUUCUUCUUACCAUUUGAAUAAUACAUUUAUUUCACAACGUUAUUCUUAAUAGUCCUUCUAUAAUUACUAGAAUUGUUGUUUCUGACAGCUGGAGUUUGAGGAGGUUAUAAACAAUUCCGUGAUGAUUGUGGCUGCAACAAACAGGCCAGACGUUUUGGACGAUGCUUUGAUGCGCCCUGGCAGAUUGGACAAAUUACUGUACGUUCCACCACCAGAUAAAAAGGUAUGAGUUACUUCAAAUAAGCUCCAGAGCCUGGUAUUUCUAGGCAAAGAGUCUAUAUUUUAUCAUUUUCUUUGUUCGUAGUUUCCUCUUCUCGUAUGACUAUGUUCACAUUGUGUUCUCGAAGCAUGCUUGGUUUAAACACCCCACUGGAAUUCAUUCACUUUGCUAUUCAAUGAAUGUUGUACUGUAGUAUACUACUAAGGUCACCAAAAAUCCUAUCUAUAUACAGGUUUUUUCAUAAACUUAAAAAAUAUGAAUUAUGGUAUCUUGGUCUUUAAGGCACAUGUGAGCAUAAACACAGAUAAUGCUUCUGGGUAAGUUCAAAACAUGCUCCACUUGAAAAUAUCUUGUAUAAUAACUGGUGGAAAUUUAGCAUUUGUGUAUUUAUAAAUUUGUAAACCCAUCUAUUAGGGAUGAUAUGCUUUUUGCUGUAAUCUUCAUCGCCUAUUCAUAAUCUAGAAAGAUUACCUCUGGGAGGCAGGUUAUGUUUUCUGUAAACAAUCAGGAUAUUAACUUCUAUGAGCUUAAAUGAAAGUGAAUAAGAUAUGGGAUAUAAUACAUUAAAGGAUACUCCGUCUACUCUAAACCAUUAUUUCAUCUUGCAUCCUUACCCAACAUUCUACUUUGUUACUCUAGAGAUUGGUGUGUAUCAAAAUGAUCCUAGUCUGCCUUCUUUAUCUCUUUUGGAUAUUUGAUAUAUUUCUUCUCAGCCACAUAUAUUAAAAGGAAAAGGACACUGUAGGCACACCUGAUCUCAUUGAAUUGGUUAUAGUUCCUGGAGUCACUGGCACUGUCUCACUAUUGAGCAUGAAACCAGUUUCAAUAGUACAUAAGAGUUCCUUGACACCAGGGCUGCAGUAAGGAGAGAGAGAGAGAGAGAGAGAGAGAGAGAGAGAGAGAGAGAGAGAGAGAGAGAGAGAGAGAGAGAGAAUGAAUAUAUAUAUACACACACACACACUGCCCUCAGUUAAACUUUUCCUUGUCAGCUGAGUUUCACUCUGACCCAAUGUGCCAAGCUCUACAGUCCUUAUGGACUUUCAGCUUGUUUGUGAUCUGGGAAGCAGAUUAUUUAUUUAUUCUUAACUAUACUUCACAGGCACGUUUAUCAAUCCUGAAAAUCUGCACAGCUAAGAUCCCAUUAGAUCCUGAUGUGUGCCUAGAAUUCCUGGCAGCGGAGACUCCUUUAUUCUCUGGAGCAGACCUUUGCAAUCUCUGUAAAGAGGUGAGACUUUGUUAAAAUCAUGAAUGCAUUGAAUUACCUUGAUGGUUGCAUUAAAAAGGACAUUGCAUAUUCAACACAGAGGACUAGUUUGUUACAGUGCUUUUUAACAAUGAUGCAGAGCUAUUUGACCUAAUUGGAGGGUGGCUUAUUAAAUUUGGACAAUGGUAAAGUUAACAUGUUUUCUCAAGUUCGCCCCAUCAACUGCUUUCAUCAGCAAGGGGUUAAGUAAAAUACCCUCAUUUUGCAAUUGUAUAGAGCUACAACUACUACAUUAGUAGAAUGUUUCAUGCUGGCAUAAGGUGUUAAGAGGAAAUAUUAUGCUGAUGGAAAAGUGUUUGAUUGAUGCAAGUAGGUAGGAGUUGCAUUGUUUAAAUAGUUUUAUACUUUGCCUUUUCAGGCUGCCCUGUUGUCAUUACAUAUGAAUGGAUUACAGGCAACGUCAGUGAAAUUGGAGCAUUUCCAAAAAUCUCUACAAUGUGUGAAACCAUCGCUCACUGCCAAUGACCUAAAAGUCUAUGAAAAGCUAUCUGGAUAUACUGUAAAAGGGUGA
Molecule: messenger RNA, 15993 nt
Organism: Pelobates cultripes (western spadefoot toad)
Lineage: Eukaryota; Metazoa; Chordata; Amphibia; Anura; Pelobatidae
Source: the annotation of a GenBank genome assembly